Molecule: messenger RNA, 972 nt
Organism: Colletotrichum tamarilloi
Lineage: Eukaryota; Fungi; Ascomycota; Sordariomycetes; Glomerellales; Glomerellaceae
Product: aldo/keto reductase
Exons: 3
Coding region: 1-972 (323 amino acids)
Biological process (GO): D-xylose catabolic process
Cellular component (GO): cytosol
Molecular function (GO): D-xylose reductase (NADPH) activity
Source: RefSeq, a predicted model, not a curated record
AUGGCCGUCCCCAACAUCAAGCUGAACAGCGGCUUUGACAUGCCCCAAGUGGGCUUCGGUCUGUGGAAGGUUGACAACGACAUUGCCGCCGACACCGUCUACGAGGCCAUCAAGGCCGGAUACCGUCUGUUUGACGGCGCCUGCGAUUACGGCAAUGAAGUUGAGUGUGGCCAGGGUGUUGCCCGCGCCAUCAAGGAGGGUCUCGUCAAGCGUGAGGAGCUCUUCAUCGUCUCCAAGCUCUGGAACACCUUCCACGAUGGCGAGCGCGUAGAGCCCAUCGUCAAGAAGCAGCUCGCCGACUGGGGCGUCGACUACUUCGACCUCUACCUCAUCCACUUCCCCGUCGCCCUCGAGUACGUCGACCCCUCCGUCAGAUACCCUCCCGGCUGGCACUACGAUGGCAAGUCCGAGAUCCGCCCCUCCAAGGCCUCCAUCCAGGAGACCUGGACUGCCAUGGAGAGCCUCGUUGAGAACAAGCUCUCCAAGAGCAUCGGUGUGUCCAACUUCCAGGGCCAGCUCCUCUACGACCUCCUCCGCUACGCCAAGAUCCCUCCUGCUACCCUGCAGAUCGAGCACCACCCCUACCUGGUCCAGCCUGACCUGAUCAAGCUGGCUGCCAACGAGGGCAUCGCCGUCACCGCCUACUCUUCCUUCGGCCCUGCUUCCUUCAAGGAGUUCAACAUGGAGCACGCUACCGACUUUGUCCCUCUCUUUGAGGAGCCAACCGUCACGGCCAUUGCCAAGAAGCACAACAAGGAGCCUUCCCAGGUCCUUCUCCGCUGGGCUACCCAGCGUGGUCUUGCUGUCAUCCCCAAGACCAGCCGCAAGCACGUCCUUGCCCAGAACCUGUCUGUCACCGACUUCGACCUCGAGCAGUCCGAGAUCGACAAGAUCAGCUCCCUUGACAGGAAGACUCGCUUCAACCAGCCCGCAAACUACUUCCCCACUGAGAAGCUUUGGAUCUUUGGUUAA